Linnemannia hyalina is the source of this 2064-nucleotide messenger RNA. NCBI's taxonomy places the organism in Eukaryota, Fungi, Mortierellomycota, Mortierellomycetes, Mortierellales, Mortierellaceae. The record is from the annotation of a GenBank genome assembly.
AUGGAAGACGACUAUCUGUUUGCAUACCGCUACUCAGGCGAGAUGCAGUAUGGAGUCAGACACCGAUGGCUGAUUUCGCUCCCCAUCCUGCCAGGCGAGCCCCACCUCAGCCCGAUCUUCUACCUUGGCCGCCACCUACUCAGAAUGGAGAUACGACAGACGGUGUUUGACGACUGCGAGGCUAUCGACUUUCUUAUUCAUUUGCUUCGGUACGAUGGCGCUUUCACCUUUGACAUGGAGCUGAAAGUCAUGUCAACAAGAAGGAUCACGUCCUUUGAGAACCAUGAGAGCACUGUUCUCUUUUCCAGGACCACAACGACCCACCUUGUCAAAGACUUUAUGCUCCGUGCAAACGAUAAAUCAUCGCAAACGGUCAUCUUGGAAGUGACGUUUAUUGGCAUGCGAGAGACAAGUGGGCUUCAGAAUGGGAAAACCCGAUUGCGACUCGAACUGAACGGUGCCAGUUUACCGGAAUUCGCUUACGGUGCCCAGCAGUUUUUCUGGAGGGCGGUCAGCCGAUUCGAGGAGUUGGAGUAUUCGGGCUUUGACCAGUCGAGACGAGGACUCAACUUGGAUGUGGCCUUCAGUCGACUGAAGCGCCUCACCUACUUGACAGUGGACGGCAACGACAUGCGGGACCAUGACCUGAGGAUUCUGAAAGUAUGUCGUGGUUUGACGAGACUCAGGUGGUCGAGGACCUUUGAAGGCCUCCCGGUCGAUGUAUUUGUUCCUUAUCUUGAGCUGCCACUCCUGGAGGAUCUUGAGUUGGAAAGAGUGGCCUACACGGACGAGGGCUUUGCAGCGAUAAUCUGCCAUGUACCGCCUCUCAAGCAUCUCCGCCUGAAGUCAACAAUGUUGAGUGGAUGUUGGAUCAUUGGCCUUUACUCAAGAGGAUACAUGGAGACCUGUCAAAAGAUCGGGAGUUUGAGAAGGAAUUCUUCUGAAGUCGAUUAUUUGAAAGGCUCGGAGUCAGAACCUGAAGAACUUGGAGGUGACAGAGAUGAAGAUGAGGAGGAUGUUAUCGCGGCGGUGACGAUACAAAGAGUUGAUGUGCCACGAAACAUUCCCGACAAUAUGUUGCGCGCCUUGGAGGCAUCGAGCCAGAACCAGGCGAAUGACAUGCAGGUGUUAACGAAGCUCCUGAGCGCAGCUAAUGACAACCUUGCCCAGCAGUCCAGCCAAAGCGUAUGGACGAACAAUAUGCUCGCAUGUCUUGCGGAAGAUUUUCGUAAACAACAAGAACAGCUUCGAGUCCAAGCGGCAUGUAUCCAGUCUAUGCAACAAGCAAUGGACUCUAUGGCGCGGCAGCAGCGCUUCCAAGGGCCUAUUCCUGGCUAUUCGGGCCAAUCGAACCACUUCGGCACUUCUGGUGUCCCAGGCCCGGGUUGGCUGCCUCCCAGCGGUCGUAAUUCUGGCACCUCGUCUCCCACGCCAAAGCAGAAGCAGUCCAAGUCAGUCAAGGGUUCUACGCCGGUCGCGAUCCUUCCGCUCCACCCAGGCUCUGAUAUUCAGGAUCUUCCUUCGACUGUUGCACCACCGUCGAUUCAACAUCAUCCUUCCGAGUUGGAACUUCUACUGAGAAAUCAACCUAAGGACACUCGACCGUCCGAAACACAUCCACCGGAGCCUGCAGUAGGACAAUCGAAAGGGACAGAGCGUUCGCGUGGCCAACCACGGGAUGACUGGUUCAUUUGGACAAGAGACCAUAAUUCGACCAAGAGUAUAUACGAGGAGUUUCGUCGGUAUGAGAGCGAGCUAAAGGCGAAGUUGGAGCCCACAGACGGCAACUCCAAACGCAGAGCCAGGUUACCACAACGACAAGCAGACAAUACGGAGAGGCAUGUCAGCAACAUCAGGAGAAUAGCAAACGAGGUGAAUCUUAUCCAGAAACGUCUCAUGCAAGAUGAUAUUAUUUCCAAAGACGAGGCACUCUUGGCAGCAUUCGAAGAGAUUGAUGGUUUGGUCAAGCGCAGAUCCAGAGAUGGGAACUAUUCCUGCAACCAGGCCACGGAGCUGUGUACAGAGCAAAUGAUUGCUCGUGGGGAGCUGAAGACCAGAAAGUAG